This is a messenger RNA of Gigantopelta aegis, 2904 nucleotides long. RefSeq lists its product as uncharacterized. The transcript has 2 exons. The record is from RefSeq and is a predicted model, not a curated record. The coding region runs from base 243 to 1181 and encodes 312 amino acids. Lineage: Eukaryota; Metazoa; Mollusca; Gastropoda; Neomphalida; Peltospiridae.
CUAGUUUGAAUGAACGUCGAUAUGGUUUUGAAACAGUGAGCCAUAAGCCAACAGCUGGGUCAGCUGUUCUUGAUACCUUCACUUACAGUUCAGCAGCAACAGCCUACGGCUUUAAGGCACUAGCAGUAACAUCCAGUUAUCAGCUGCCACCUCGCUCUAGCCUGUCUGCAGAAACUGUUCCUUCAAGAAGUUGCCAUCUACCUGCUUACUCCAACAUAUCUGGAGCAACAUCUUUUUCAACUAUGAACCAGUUACCCAUUCAGCAGUCUGGUACAGCUGCAGCCAUUUCCACAUCAACUACAAACAUGUUACCCAAUCAUCCUGCAGUGUCUGCUGCAGACUCAACUGCCACAGCAAUGAGGAACAAGCUGGACAGCAUUAAGAAAUCGUUAUGCUUCGACGACGUCGAGGAAUCGAUUAGCUACACUCCGGGACAUAACAUUCCACUGAACACCGAUGACUCGAUGAUUGGAGAUGCUGAACUGACGUCGUCCUCGGAGAGAGGGAGUCCCCGUCUUCUAGCCAGCGUAUCAACGAAGUCCAACAGUUCGACGGAAAACGAUUAUGUGGAUCUCCAGCAGUACAGUUUGACAUCAGAACACUCAGCGUCCCCGGUCGAUCGGGAGAGAUGGACCGAGCUGCAGCAGUCGUCGUCGUGGAAUACACAACCCAGCGUUACAUGGACUGAGCUGCAGCAGUCAUCGUCAUGGAAUACACAACCCAGCUUUACAUGGGCUGAGCUGCUCACCACAGGACCGCCAGUUAGCAGACCACCUGAAGAAUCUGGACACACAGAACAGGAACAACACUCGUCAGAUCUGUUCCCCGCCCGUGGUCACGUUCCUCACGACUUGAGUACCAUUCUGGAGGUGGACACGCCCACUACAGGGACUAAAGACACCCUAGAAACUGUCCAUGAGAGUGAGCCGUCUCUCUCUGAUUCUAACAGUUACCACGGACACACUCGAGACACAGACACACUGGAAUCUCUCCGAGAGAGUCAGACAUCACUGUUGAGUGGGUCCAACUUCCUUAGUUACCCUCCACGUCAGAUUCCCGGGGGAGUGAUCCCUGGCAAGGCCAAGCGAGCGUUAGAGUUUGGUUAUUCUCCCCCCUCCGUGAACUCCUCCGUGUCAGUGACUGGAUCUGCCGCUGAGAGCUUCACUGCCGACUACAUGUAAAUGAAGUCACUGUCAAAAUGGAGGGAGGUGUUUUGGCAUAGACCUGUGUGUAUGUUACAUUAUCAUGGAAGUAGGAAGGUGCCAAAUCGGGUGGCGGCACACACACACACAUAUAUAUAUAUAUAUAUAUAUAAAUACAUGUAUAAAUAUAUCGCUGCUGCUACAAAGUGGGGGGCACAGGCCCCCCUUGCCCUCCCCCCUGCUUCCUACGCCAGUGAUUAUUGUUGUUAAAAUAAGGCAACACGUGGUUGGAAUGAUGAUUAUGGUGAGUGUAGAUCAAAAUGAAGUAAGGGAGGAAAGUAGAAAAAUUAACAAAGAAUUAGCGAGUAAUCUUCAUUAAGUAUAUAUUUUAAUGGUUGAUUGGUUGCAUUUCUGGUGGAUCCAGAUCUAACAUGGUUAGACUCACCAUGGUAAAUAGUAUUAAUAUAUAUCUUUUAAGAAAAAAGACAAGUAAAUUGCACAUUAUAGAGGAUCCUAAAGAGAGCCAGCUUGUAAGACCAAUGAUAAACAAAACAGGAGACAGGCAGAUUGUAAAUGAAGAGGCCGUUUAUUCAAAAUGACAUAGUUAGUUACAUGGCAUGUGAAUAUGUAACCGAGUAUACAAAACGUAUGUUUAUACUCCAAUCUUUAUGAUGAGUAAAGAAUGGUCUUAGGUGUGGGGUUCAAAACAAACAUUCUGGAAAGUUGGACAGCAUGCCCCCACCCACAGCUCUCGUUACUAAGGUCCCAUCAUGGCUCAACAAGAUGAAAGAUUCUACUGAAAAGUAAUACUUCUUCAUCCGAAUGUCCCAGAAGACAUAUCAUUUUACUUGACAUAAUAUACUUGUAUGUUCACAGGACAUUAUAAAUUGAAUGCAAUUGCUAUGUUAGCAACGUUUUCAAUCCAAAGCCUAACAGCUGGUACAUAUAAUACAAAACCAUAAACCAGUUAAGAAGUUUAAAUACAAACACUAUAUACUUCUUCAACCCAAUGCCCAAGAAGUUGACCUAUCCUGCACAAUAAUAAUAAAACAAGUAUAGUGUUGAUAAAACAUUUCUGCACAAAAUGCAAUACUUCUUCGACCCAAUGCCCAAGAAGAAAUAUCUUACUUAACAUAUUACUCCAUCUGGACACAUGAACAGUUUUGAUUAUACAUUACUGUUCUUUAGCGCAUUGCUCCAAAACUCUGACGUAUCAUCCAAAACCUACAAAUAUUUACACCAGGUAUGUUAGUGAUAUAUGACCAGCACAUCUUCGACCCAAUGCCCAAGAAGGUGACCAUACAUCACAAAAUACACCAAAUAAUAUACCCAUAUAUCUACAUGCAAAAUUAUAUAUCAAUAAAAUAUGCUUGCUGUCCUAUCUUCGACCUAGUGCCCAAGAAAAUACUGAAGACUACUGUUUUAAUGCUGAGUUGUUGCCUAGUUAUGGCAUAUAUAUGCCAUAACUAAGCAACAACUUGGCAUUAAAACAUAUAUAUAUAUAUAUAUAUAUCCCAAUACAUCAGAAUUGGUAGAUGAAUAUAUCGCUUGAAAGCUAGAGACUGCCAACGACCCAUAUUCUGAAUAUCUUCAUAUGAUAUUCCUUUGGUGGCAGCCCAACUAGCUGCACUAAUUCUGACUGACCGGCCUCGAUGGCGUCGUGGUUAGGCCAUCGGUCUACAGGCUGGUAGGUACUGGGUUCGGAUCCCAGUCGAGGCAUGGGAUUUUUAAUCCAUAUACCGACUCCAAACCCUGAGUGAGU